This is a messenger RNA of Antechinus flavipes (yellow-footed antechinus), 3841 nucleotides long. Its product is annotated as transport and Golgi organization protein 1 homolog. Gene Ontology annotation, biological process: vesicle cargo loading; protein secretion; endoplasmic reticulum to Golgi vesicle-mediated transport. The coding region runs from base 180 to 2615 and encodes 811 amino acids. NCBI's taxonomy places the organism in Eukaryota, Metazoa, Chordata, Mammalia, Dasyuromorphia, Dasyuridae. Gene Ontology annotation, cellular component: endoplasmic reticulum membrane; endoplasmic reticulum exit site. The transcript has 24 exons. The record is from RefSeq and is a predicted model, not a curated record.
GUUAUUGCCGGAGGGAGGGAAGGAAAGGCGAGCAGAGGCAAAGUUCACUGUCCUGUGAACCCCGAGGAAACCGAGGCUAACCGGAGGAAGCCCGAGACAGUGUGACCCAACCCCCAAAGGGUCUUUGCUGCCUAAGCCUCAAGGGGCUUACCGUCCUCCAGUCUCAUCACGGGGGGGCGAUGGACACGGGAUCCGCCCCGACCGGGCCAUCGGCCGGCGCCACCGGGACCCCGGAGCUGCUGGGCCCCCUGUCGGUGUUGUAUGCCGCCCUGCUGGCCAAGCUGCUGGAGUUAGUUGCUACGUUGCCUGAGGAUAUUCGACCUGGUCCUGAUUUUCAUGGAAUGCCCUGGGAGCCUAUAAUUAUUACAGCCUUAUUGGGAAUUGCUUCAUUUGCCAUUUUCUUCUGGAGAACUUUCCUUUCAGUAAAGAGCAGAGUUUAUCAAGUGACUGAAAAACAACUUGCCGAGAAGAUUAAAACUCUGUUACAAGAAAAGACAGAAAUUUUAGAAAAGAUGUCAGAAUAUGAUCAGAAGAUCAAAAAAGCAAAGGAAUCAGUAAAGGAAACCAAGAAACAAAACAUCAAUCUUUCUGAUGAAGCAGCUGACCUUAAGGAUAAAAUCAAAGGACUUGAAGAAACAAACCAAAAACUUGAUGACAAAGUGAAAAAUCUUCGUUCAUUGUUGGAAACUGAGAAGGAACAGAAUGUAAAAAAACAAGACAUGAUCUUGGAGACUCAAAAAUCAAUAGAAAAGCUACAAGAAGUUAUUACAAUGCAUUCUGUUGAACUUUCAGAGGUACAGAUAGCUCUUAAUGAAGCUAAGCUCAGUGAAGAGAAAGUGAAGUCUGAACUACAUCAUGUACAAGAAGAAAAUGCUCGACUCAAGAAGAGAAAGGAGCAGCUGCUACAGGAAGCAGAAGGUUGGAGUGAGCGACACACUGAACUUAGUGAGCAAAUCAAAUUAUAUCAGAAGACUCAGAAAGAUACAGAAGAAGCUCUUGCUUACAAAGAGAAUGAAAUUGAAGUUUUGACUAAUUGCAUUAUGCAACUGAAACAACUUGAUCUUGAUUCUGAAUCUGAAAUAAAAAAUAAUGAAGAAGGAAAUGGAUGGGAUGACUUAGCCAAUGGAGAACUAUCAGAUAAAAUCACCUCAGAUAACCGCACCGAGAAGAUGAAAAGCCAGAUUAAACAGAUGAUGGAUGUGUCACGGGUUAAAACUACAUUAACAAUAGUUGAAGAAGAUAGAAAUCAUUUACAAUCCAAACUAAAUGAUGAAAUAAAAGCUCGUCAUGAAUUGGAAGAACAAAUUAAGAAAUUGGAACAUGACUCCUCUUCCCUGCAGUCAGCCAAAGCACAAUUAGAAAAUGAAUGUAAGACCCUGCAACAAAAAGUAGAGAUUCUCAAUGAACUCUAUCAGCAGAAAGAGAUGGCUCUGCAGAAGAAGCUCACUCAGGAAGAGUAUGAAAGGCAAGAAAAGGAGCAGAAGCUAACAGCUGCAGAUGAGAAAGUCAGCUUGGUUGCAGAAGAAGUGAAAACUUAUAAGCAAAGGAUUCAGGAAAUGGAGGAUGAAUUACAGAAAACAGAAAGGUCAUAUAAGAAUCAGAUUGCUAGUCAUGAGAAGAAGGCCCAUGACAACUGGCUCAUUGCUCGUGCUGCAGAAAGGGCUCUUGCAGAGGAGAAGAGGGAAGCGGCCAACCUGAGGCAGAAAUUAAUAGAAGUGAAUCAAAAAAUCGCUAUGCUCCAAAGGCCAAUGAUUGUAAAGCCAACUCCAGGAAGACCUGAUCAUCAGAUCCCCCCACGGAGAGGACCCCUGAGCCGAGAUGGCUCUUUUGGUCCAUCCCCUGUGAGUGGUGGUGCACCCUCCCCCCCACUGAUGAUGGAACCACCUAUCCGGUCUCUCUCUGCUACUCUUAACCGAAGAGAUGUUCCUAGAAGUGAAUUUGGACCUAUGGAUGGGCCUGGUUUGAGGCGAUCAUCUGAAGUAUCUGGAAGAACAUCUGCCUCUGAUAUAGGCCCUGGUCCAGUUCCUUUGAUGAACAGUGGCCCAAGAAGCUCUUCUCCCUCAACAGUCAUGGAUGGCAUGCAAACCCUUCCCCCAGAGGCUGAAGGCCCCUGUGCUCCUACUGUUCCACCGUCAGCUGAGAAAUCAAUUCCAGUUAAUCCCGGUCCCAAAGGCCACCCACCAUUUCCAGGAAUGCCCCUCAUGUCACCAAUAGGACCUCCACCACCACCUCUUCGAUUUGGACCACCUCCUGUACUCCGAGGACCUUAUGGACCUCGACCUCUUCCUCCACCUCUUGGUGGACCUCCACCUCCAACCUUUCGGGAAUACUUACAUGGCCUUCCUCCAGGAAUAAGGGAUCUACCUCCUGACCCUCGAGAGUAUGUACGUGGACACCCACCUUUUGGACCUCUAGGCCCUCCUGGCCCAAGAGAGUACCUUCCUCCUGGCCCACGAUUACCACCUCCAGCCCAUGGUCCUAGGGACUAUCCACCUCCAGUUUUUACAAGAGACUUGGCAUCUUCAGGUUCUAGAGACUAUCCUUCAUCUCAUCCAUCUCAUGCUUCUCAAGGAAGUACACAGGACUAUGCACAGGCUUCAGAACAGAGCCCUUAACUUUAGCCUUCAUACUGAGAGAACGGAUUGUUGGAACACUUCAUACAGGUAAAAGACUUCAGUGGCUUCAAAAUAAAUUUUAAUUUCAUGAUUAGGUUCAUAUGUAGGUUUGUUUACUUUGUUUUUUGCAGGACUUUUUCCCCCCAUUAAGCUGCCCCUAGCAUCAUUGUGCAUUUAUGAGCCAAACUAUUCAACCUCUCCAUAAUUUGGGAUGCAAAAAUAUAUAUAUUUUUUGCCAUGAAUGAGGACUUUUUAAGCUGUAGCCUUUUGCAGCUCUUUAAAUGUGCAAUACAAAAAUAUACCUGUGUUUUAUUAGUUUUAUGUAGUUUAUGUAAUUGAUGAUUUCUAAUGUCAUAAAUGUAAUCAGAACAUUUCCUGUGGAAAUACUUUAUUAAAAAAAGGUUAAGCGUUAUUCCCACUGCCUCCUUUUCCCUAUUAUUUUGUUAAACUGUGGUUAGUGUAGACCAUUCUGCAGCUUACUUAUAUAUAACUAUUACAAAGGGACUGUGUGGAUAAACUUGAUUAUUUUUAAAAGGAAGACCAGGAACAUAAACAAUCUCCCUUCAAAAUUUACUAAUACAGUAAUAAAAAGUACUGUCCCCCUUCCUGGACUCUUGGGAAGAUGAUUAUUGUAUUAGUGCCAUAUAAACCAUCAUCCAAAGAAUUAUUUCCAAGUUAUUUUUUUGGUUGAAAUGUUGAGAGUAAAUUCUGGUGUUAAGAUUCAAUCCAAUAAUUUGUGGCCUUUUGAAAAAGUGAGGAUCUAGCAGUUAAAGAAUGAUUUAAUAUUGGUUCCAAAGAUGGUGGAUACUUAUCCCCAUUUAAAACCAGUUCUUCAGUGAUUCCUAAUAUUAUCUACUUCAAACAUGCUAAUAACAACCAUCAUUGAAGUAAGAAUAUAAAAAUAAUUUUUGAUAUAACCAGUAAAAUUAUAAAGGAAAAUUCAACUAUCAAAAGUUUUAUUUCAGCUGAAAAAGGCUUUAUUUCCUCCUCCUAUUAUAAUCAAUAUGUUAUAAAACUCCUUUCCUGAACAUCCCUGAAUAAUCAAAAAGAACAGAACCAUGUAUUUAUGGCAAUUUAAAUAUUACUUCCACAGUAAAGUCUGUUAUAUAAAGGGCAUAGAAAUUGUCCUUACAUGGUAAAGACAUUCAGGUGGACAAGGCUUAUCAAUAUUCUUUGAAUUUAUUUGUAUUUUUAUAAAAUUGAAAAUAAAAGAUUUCUUCUGCAAA